AAAUGUGAUUAGCUAUCAUGGAAUCAUCCUUUAGCUUUGACAGCAAAUAUUUUUGGACAGUCUCCUAAAGACUGUCUCUACCAGAAGAAAAAGCCUAUACAGCGCAGAGCGGGCGAUCGGCGAGUGUCAUUUUCGGGCCCUUUUCGGGGCAUUCAAAAAAAGGUUGGGCGUGUUUUGCAUGUGGAAUAAAGCAUUCCGGUAAAACGGCAAAACUGAAAUGCAGAAGAAUACAGGAAACAAGAAAACGGAAGUCACCAUGCUAAAGCAUAGCGAAUUCCGGUUUCUUCUUCCCCGCAUUCUUCUGCAUUUCAGCUUUACCGGAAUGCUACAUUGGGCAAGCUUGGGUACGGGAUUAAGAUAGAUACUAGAAAAAUGUGGGAUUGCCGCUAUUUGGGGAUUUGGGAAGGAUUGGAAACUAACUGGCAGCCCGAAAAGACACGGAAAAAAAACAUUCUCUGCUUCAGUCAAACAUUAGCUGAACCAGCGAAUAUAUUGACUGGUAUCUGGACAGACAAUGUUAUUAGCUCUGAGAGACAAUACUGUGUCUGACACAGUCGGAGCUUUAAUAUUGAUGGAAACAACUAGUUUCGACUUUGACAGCACACGUGAUAUUGCCUGCGACAUGUUAUAAUGUUCGCAGUGCUACUGAGUUUUGACAUCUCUUCCAGUCCACCUUUUGUCGUUUAGUCUAGCGAAAGAAGAUUUCACUAUCUCAGUUGAAACCAUUCGUAUUUCCCGCGAAUCUACGUCUCGCUGCACCGCCUGCUGCGACUCGCCAGUACGAACUCGUCGGUCUGGUUCGUGCAGACAGAAUGCCGGUUAAAAGAGGUGAAGUCAACAUGAUUGUUCCAGUGCAUAACAUAAUUUGCCGCAACUAUAAAUUUAAGUGGCGCGCUCAUCAUGUCCGCCGAAGAGUUGCCCGCACUUCUGCGCAGCUGGGGCUUGGGUGACGACGCCAUCAUCCGGUCGUUCAGUGAUAAUGAUGUGUCUGUAGACCGUCUCCUCGGGCUGACUGAAGAAGAAAUCAAGGAGCUGAUUCCGAAGGUUGGUCCUCGCUCAACUUUUAAAUCGAAGCUCAAAGAAUUCGCCCCAGCUCUUCAAGCCAGAACUCCCUCAACAUCAGCUACCUCUACCAGUAAUGAUGAGCAGAUUGAACAAGAUCUAGACGAUGUUGAUGAUGGUGAACCAACUGCUAAGAAAGCUCGACAAGACACUGACAGCCUCAGUCCCGAUGAAUUUCGGGAGAGUUUAUUAAAGGCGCCGGAAGUCAAUAACCUCCACACUGUCCUCAAAUCCCAGCUGCGUGGGUUAAUGGUGUUAGGUCAUCACAAAACCCACGAAGUUUUAGACAGCGACUGCAGAGACCACCUCUGCGAGCUUGUCAUAAACAACGAGUUGGCUUCAGAUCAUUCUAAACUCAUUGAGGAUGAAGGAUUUUUAAAACUUGCUGAAAAAAUUAAAAAAUUAUUUCCCACUGAAGAAAUUGAGACAUGGCAUGCUUCAUCACGAGAUAGCAAAGGCAAUCUUGUUGUGACGGGUCGUUUAAGGACCAAGUAUGAUGCAGUGCGUCGAGGCCUGAUUCGUGCAAAUUUAAUUGAAAGUCGGCGCUCUGCAAAGAAAUCUAAUAACUCUGUUAUUCCUGAUGAUUCCUUUAACGCUGAUGAUGAUCCCGAGAUUUCCUGGUUAAUGACUAAUGAUAGCCCAUGGACUGAAGUGCUGACUAAGUGGGAUGCCAGUGUUGCUGUGAGAAGACAAAUAGUACUUCACCUCAAAUACUACUCGGAGUACAUUGAGAAGUUUCCUGCUCUGCGAACGCAGUUGGGUUGGGAACUUAUCGCACAAGAUGGAGUUGCUAUCGAAGCCAAGCUUGCUCAGCCUGAUUGGCGCAAAUGGGUAGAUGUUAUGAUCAAAUUGAUUCGUAGAGAAAAGGGGAAAUCUGAGUUUUUGAAAGAAACAAAUCUGUCUGAUGGUCAUAAAUUUGCUGCAGUUUGGUUGGCACUACCAUCUCUUUGGAAUGUGAAAACCAUUCCUAAGUCUCCAGCUGCAGGUAAAAAAGACACAUGCUGGAGGCCUUCUAUGUCAGAAAUACAGCAUGGAGUAUGCAUUCAUGCGACUACUGUACCAGAAAUAAUUGAGAAGGUGUCUGCUAAGAAGCUUACAUUAACAACCUAUCAUUUUGGUUUGCUUCCUCUCCCUGUUUUGCUUGGGCCUGUUGAAAACAUACGGCAAUGCUUCAUUGUGCUAGAUGAGCAGCGGUGGGAAGUUGACAGUGUUUUUGAAGCAGUUUUUGGAGUGUUCCGCAUGUCCUUUGGACUUCAUUCAAACUACCCACCUGAGGCUCGUCAUGCUUGGCUGUUUGUUCAACAAACAUUGUUUAAUAUUCAAACUGCUAAUGACUAUCAGAAGUACCCAAGAUUGAAAGCUACAAUUGCUGCUCGUCUUAAGGAAUUUUCUCUACUCUCAUCAUGAAGUGCCCACACUGCGACGUGCUUGUAGUGUCUGUGGAUGCAUAUUUAGCACACAAGAAAAUAUCUCAUCCAACUAAGGACUUCGUGUGUUUACGGUCUUGUGGUAGGCACUAUCCUCAGCCUCAAUCUUU
This is a messenger RNA of Frankliniella occidentalis (western flower thrips), 2599 nucleotides long. RefSeq lists its product as uncharacterized. The record is from RefSeq and is a predicted model, not a curated record. The coding region runs from base 901 to 2469 and encodes 522 amino acids. The transcript is spliced from 10 exons. NCBI's taxonomy places the organism in Eukaryota, Metazoa, Arthropoda, Insecta, Thysanoptera, Thripidae.